Molecule: messenger RNA, 1050 nt
Organism: Naegleria fowleri
Lineage: Eukaryota; Heterolobosea; Eutetramitea; Acrasida; Naegleriidae
Exons: 1
Coding region: 1-1050 (349 amino acids)
Source: RefSeq, a predicted model, not a curated record
AUGCCAAAGGAAGCUUCCCAACGAAAAUUUAAAACCCAAGACGGCCAUGUCUACGUCCCUGUCAAUAAUCUUGAUAAACAUGCCAUCAAAACCAUCGCUCAAGUCAUCACUCCGGAUCAUCCCGAAGAGAAAGUCAAAGUGACCACGGCUCGUGUGGUCGUGGAUGAAGCCACUGGUGAGCACGUCGUGUUGGUUGGUGGCUACAAGACCAAACCUAAAGAUCGUUCCAAGAGAAUUCUCAAAAAUCCAACCGCUGUGGCUGAGGAAAAUAUCAUUCAUGGCACUCGUCGUCGAAGAAAUGUCAAUUAUAAGGAAUGUACCGAGAAGGAACAAGGAGUGAGUGAAUCUCAUAAUACCUAUGAGGAGAGACAAGUUUCUGCAAAAAAGAAGAAUUCUUCUUCUAAAAAGAGUAAAAAGAAUCAAACGAAGAAGGCAGAACAAGAUGUUGAUCAAGAGAAGGAAAAUAUUAAUCAACAAGAACAACAAACUCUUGAAGAAGAAGAAACCAUUCCAAAGAAGUCUAGACCAAAGAGCAGAAACAAGAAGGUCAAAGAAGAAGAAGUCCCUCAAACCUCUUCAUGGUCCUAUGCAUUGAGUCCUAAAGUUUGUGAAUUAAUUACCAAAUUAGGUGGUGAAAUUCCUUCCGAAGUGAAGAAACAUCGUUAUAGAGACAUGAUCUUGUCGGAUGCCAUCAACUUGUUUGCUUCCAUUAAAUGGAAAAAGGGAAAUCAAUUCAUUGUGGAAGACAAGUCCAAAGUGAAGGACGAAGACAUUUGUGUGGAACAUCAAAUCUUUGUAAUGGAUCAAGAUCAAUACGAACACAUUGAAUGGUUUAAGGAGAAGAAUGAUUUCAUCUUUUUGGGUGAUGGAGAUGCUGCACUGUGUGUGUGUCGAUUGUCAGAGUCGAGUGAAGAUUUCCCCAUUUAUCUCGUUAUGGAAGCUUGUGAUGGUUUACCUGAAGAAGUGUUCAAGUUUUCAUUGUCUGAAUAUUUGAGCAUGUUGCGAGUGAAGGAAGAGAAUUCUCAAGACGACGAUCUCAUGCAAUUGUAA